Molecule: messenger RNA, 2043 nt
Organism: Gamsiella multidivaricata
Lineage: Eukaryota; Fungi; Mortierellomycota; Mortierellomycetes; Mortierellales; Mortierellaceae
Product: heat shock protein 90
Exons: 2
Coding region: 1-2043 (680 amino acids)
Biological process (GO): protein stabilization; cellular response to heat; protein folding
Cellular component (GO): cytosol; perinuclear region of cytoplasm; protein-containing complex
Molecular function (GO): ATP hydrolysis activity; ATP-dependent protein folding chaperone; ATP binding
Source: RefSeq, a predicted model, not a curated record
AUGAGCUUGAUCAUCAACACCUUCUACUCAAACAAGGAGGUUUUCUUGAGAGAAUUGGUUUCCAACGCCUCUGAUGCUCUUGACAAGAUCCGUUAUGAGUCCCUCACCGACCCCUCCAAGCUCGACUCUGAGAAGGAGCUCUAUAUUCGCAUCACCCCCGAUCGCGAGAACAACAUCUUGACCAUUCGUGAUACUGGUAUCGGUAUGACCAAGGCUGAUCUCGUCAACAACCUUGGUACCAUUGCCAAGUCCGGAACCAAGGCUUUCAUGGAGGCCCUCAGCAGCGGUGCUGAUAUUUCCAUGAUCGGUCAAUUUGGUGUCGGUUUCUACUCUGCUUACUUGGUUGCCGAGAAGGUCCAGGUCAUCUCGAAGCACAACGAUGAUGAGCAGUACAUCUGGGAGUCCGCCGCUGGUGGCUCCUUCACCAUCACCCGCGACACUGUCAACCCCUCCUUGGGCCGCGGUACCGAGAUGCGCCUCUUCAUGAAGGAGGACCAGCUAGAGUAUCUCGAGGAGAAGAAGAUCAAGGAGAUCAUCAAGAAGCACUCUGAGUUCAUUGGUUACCCCAUCCAGCUCGCCGUCGAGAAGGAGACCGAGAAGGAGGUCGAGGACGAUGAGGAGGAGGUCAAGGAGGGCGACUCCAAGAUCGAGGAGAUUGAGGAUGAAGACGAGAAGAAGGAGAAGAAGAAGAAGACUAUUAAGGAGAAGACCGUUGAGAACGAGGAGCUCAACAAGACCAAGCCCCUCUGGACCCGCAACCCCGAGGACAUCACCAACGAGGAGUACGCGACCUUCUACAAGUCCCUCACCAACGACUGGGGUGACCACAUGGCUGUUAAGCACUUCGCUAUUGAGGGUCAGCUCGAGUUCCGUGCUAUCCUCUUCGUUCCCGGCCGUGCCCCCUUUGAUAUGUUCGAGACCAAGAAGAAGCGCAACAACAUCAAGUUGUACGUCCGCCGUGUCUUCAUCAUGGACGACUGCGAGGACCUCAUCCCCGAGUGGCUCAACUUCAUCAAGGGUAUUGUCGACUCUGAGGAUCUUCCUUUGAACAUCUCCCGUGAGAUGCUUCAGCAGAACAAGAUUCUCAAGGUCAUCCGCAAGAACCUUGUCAAGAAGUGUCUCGAGAUGUUUGCUGAGAUUGCCGAGGAUAAGGAGAACUUUGCCAAGUUCUACGAAGCCUUUGCAAAGAACAUCAAGCUCGGUGUCCACGAGGAUGCUCAGAACCGCGCCAAGUUGGCUGACUUGCUCCGUUACCACUCGACCAAGUCUUUGGACGAGAUGACCUCGCUCAAGGACUAUAUUACCCGCAUGCCCGAGAAGCAGAAGAACAUCUACUACAUCACCGGUGAGUCUCGCGUCGCUGUCGAGAACUCUCCCUUCAUCGAGGUCUUGAAGAAGAAGGGCUUCGAAGUCCUCUUCAUGGUUGACCCCAUCGAUGAGUACGCUGUCACCCAACUCAAGGAGUACGAUGGCAAGAAGUUGAUCUCUGUUACCAAGGAGGGUCUUGAGCUCGAGGAGGAUGAGGAGGAGAAGGCUCUCCGUGAGGCCGAAGAGAAGUCGUACGAGGCUCUCUGCGCCCAGAUUAAAGAGAUUCUCGGUGACAAGGUCGAGAAGGUCUUGGUCUCAAACCGUAUCUCCGAGUCGCCCUGCGUCCUCGUCACCGGUGCUUUUGGCUGGUCCUCGAACAUGGAACGUAUCAUGAAGGCCCAGGCCCUCCGUGACUCGUCCAUGUCGUCCUACAUGGCCUCGAAGAAGUCGCUCGAGUUGAACCCCAACAACGCUAUCAUCAAGACCCUCAAGGCCAAGGUUGAGGCUGACAAGAACGACAAGACCGUCAAGGACUUGACCUUGUUGAUGUACGACGUUGCCCUCGUCGUCUCUGGCUUCAGCAUCGAGAAGACCGAUACCUUCGCUGAUCGCAUCCACCGCAUGAUCAAGCUCGGUCUUGCCAUCGAUGACGACGAGGAGGAGGCUGGUUCGGACAUGCCCGCCCUCGAGGCUGAGGAUGUUGUUGAGGCCAGUGAGAUGGAGGAGGUCGAUUAA